AUGACACACAGAAAUUUUCACAUUGCUUCCUCAUCAGAAUACCCCAACACCAGUGAGACGAUACAACGAACCAAUUUUUACGAUAAACCAGUGUGUGAGUUUCCGUGUGGAUUCAGUGGAUUAAAUAGGAGCGGUCGGAUUUUCGGGAUAUUCCGGAGAAGGCAGUGGACUUCUCUGAAUUUGAGAUUAGAUGUGUUUGGUGUCUCGCUGUCGUCUAAUUUUUAG
Molecule: messenger RNA, 225 nt
Organism: Brugia pahangi
Lineage: Eukaryota; Metazoa; Nematoda; Chromadorea; Rhabditida; Onchocercidae
Source: the annotation of a GenBank genome assembly